UUAUUCUCUUUCAAUUUCUUUCUUGAAAAAAUUCUCCUUCACUAUUUGAACAGUCGAACCCUAGAGGCCACACACCUCUUCUCCUAUCUUCUCCUAACUUCCCAGUCGAACAGUCCAACCCAAAGACAUUAGUAACCAUUUCGGUACUUUUACUGACCAUCUUUGGUUACGAAAAAUCAACUUCUACUAUAGCGAGCCCUUAACCUCAAAAAGAGUUUGCAAUUUGCAUCCCAAACUAAGACCCAUGCACUGAGACAAACGCGUAUCCAAUCAUACAGAUAACACUACAAAGGAAGUUAACUACUACUGGCCGUUAGCCGUGGAGGACAAUUACCAUAGGAAAUUGCUAAACAUCGUCCUGAAAAUUACUAUUUAACAUCCUAACAAGUAUUAAAAUUGCUCUUUUACAAUUCUCUCUUCCAUUCUAUAUUUUGCACCCAACAAACACAACAUCAUAAAAAACAAAAAUCAUUUCGCCUAAAUUUUCAAAUAUCAUAACCUUCCAUCACAAAUAAAAUUUAAUUAAAUAAAAUAUUUAUACUUUAAAUAAAUGAAUUAUGAAUUUUACUUUUGGCCAAAUAGAAACCAAAUUUUCGUUAGCACCAGGGCCAAGCCGAACGGUUGACUUCGGUUGACCGUGGGCCUUAUAGAAAUUCAGUUUUCUUUAAGGCCUACGGUCAAUCGAAGUCGAACGUUCGGUUUGGCCUAGGUAAUAACGAAAGCUUCCGGCGGUUUAUCUUCUUACGCGUUCCUCCGAUAGAGGUCAGGGGCAAAAAAGCGGCGGGGAUGGAGCUGGGUUCGCGGUAGAGAUGCGGCGGGCUGAGAUUUCUUCUUCGUUAGGCCAGAGCGGCGGCGAGGUCGAGCGGGUUGGGAGGAGCAAAGUCGGACGGGCGAUGAGGUCUCCGGUGACCUUCUUCUUCUUUGCAAUACCCCCACGAUAUCUCCUUUUUCCCCAGAUGUAAAGGCGACCAGAUCUCACCUUCUCCGUCGAAUUGAAGAGGGACGCCUUCUCCGACCGCAAUGGUGUGUUGAAAAUUAAAGUUUAAUUAUUAAUAAAAUAAAAAUAACAAAUCUUGAAAGCCUAGAAGAUACUAACGUGGUAGUUUGCUAGAGGAAUCUAGAAAUGGUUGGGUUUGCAAUUAAUAAGUUAGUUGUGAUUAAAUAAAAAUCAGAAAAAAGAAGGCCACAUGUGUAUGGCGGUUGAUGCAGAUAUUUUGGAGAUAUUGUACACUUUGAAGCCUAUAAAUAGGCUUGUCCAUGUUAGUUUGUGAAGUAGAGCAAGAAAAAAUAAAAGAAAGAAGUCAAUAAAGAAAGUGCUCCCUUUCUCAAACUCUCUCUGCCACCUAGCCUUCCAUCAAAAUUCCUCCACCAUUUCCAAAUUAAAAAAGCCCACCAAAAAAUAACUUCCAUUCCCAAACGUGCCCACCAUAUAAUACAAAGGAAAUAAUUUUAUUAUUUCCAACAAAGUGGUAUCAGAGCCCGAGUUAUUUUCGAGUAUGCUCUGUGGUUGCGGCGUAGUCUGAACUUCCACAUCAGAAAAGAAUUUCUCGUGCUAUUGUUAUCACGAUUGUCCCAUGGCCGAAAAAUUCACUUUCCCCAUUCAAUUCCCCCACCUUACCAAAACCAAUUAUAAAAAUUGGUGCAUUCGUAUGAAAGCCUUGCUUGGAUCCCAAGAUGCUUGGGAUAUUGUCGAAAAAGGCUAUGAGAUUCCUGUGGAGGAUUCUCGGUUAUCUCCUGCUGAAAAGGAGGUGUUGAGAAAGAAUCGAAAGAGUGAUCAGAAAGCACUCACUCUCAUUCAUCAGUGUCUUGAUGAAUCGAUGUUCGAUCAAAUAGCAGAUGCUACCACAGCAAAGGAAGCAUGGGAGAUUUUGCAAAAAGAAAUGCAAGGCGUGGAACCAGUGAAGAAGGUUCGACUUCAGACACUAAGGGGAGAUUUUGAAGCCAUUAAAAUGAAGGAAGGUGAAUCUGUUUCAGAUUACACCGCCCGUGUGAAGUCAGUAGUCAGCAAACUGAAGCAGUAUGAGGAGAAAAUUGAAGAGACCAAAGUGGUGGAGAAAAUUCUACGGUCAUUAUUACCAAAGUUUGACUAUGUGGUGGUGGCCAUGGAAGAAGCUAAGGACGUGUCAAAAAUGACGGUUGUUGAAGUCAUCGGUUCAUUACAAGCCAGAGAAGAAAGAUUAAAUAAAAGAAAUGAAGAAUCGUCAGAACAAGUGUUAGCUACAAAAGCUACCACGGAGGAGAAAGAAGGCGCACGAGGAGGAGGUUACAGCAGAGGUCGAGGCAGAGGCAACUAUAGAGGCAGAGGAAGAGGCAGAGCCCGAGGAGCAUAUCAAAAUAGGGAUGGAGGAAAUUUCACCACGAACAAUUAUGAAACGUCCACCAGAGGCAGAGGUCGUGGUCGUGGACGUGGAAGAGGAAGUUGGAGAUCAAAUGAAGGUCGUGAUAAAUCCAACGUCCAAUGCUAUAAUUGCUCGAAGUACGGGCAUUAUGCAUCGGAAUGUUGGAGUCCGCCUAAAGAAGUGGAGGAGACAGCAAACAACGUGCAAGAAGAAGAAGUCAAAGGCACAUUGAUGCUGUCACAUCAAGGAGAUGAGAAACCGAAGGACAACAUGUGGUAUCUGGAUAAUGCAGCAAGCAACCACAUGUGCGGUAAAAGAAACAUGUUCGUGGAUAUGGAUGAGUCGGUGAAAGGAAAUGUCGUAUUUGGAGAUUCCUCGAAGGUUCCUAUCAAAGGCAGAGGAACUAUACUCAUCCGGCUGAAGAAUGGCUCACAACAAUUUAUCAGUGAUGUGUACUAUGUCCCAGACAUGACUAGUAACAUCCUGAGUUUGGGUCAAUUGAUGGAGAAGAAUUAUGAAGUUCACAUGGUGAAUCGUCAAUUGGAGCUGCUAAAUGAGAAGAGGCAGUUGUUGGCCAAAGUCCCAAUGUCGAAAAACAGAAUGUUCACACUGAACAUUCAGACAGAAAUGGCGAAGUGUUUGAAAGCGUGUGUGAAGGACAAUACAUGGCUAUGGCAUAUGAGGUAUGGCCAUCUAAAUUUUGGAGGUCUAAAAUUGCUCGGUCAGAAGAAGAUGGUGCAUGGUCUGCCAGUGAUCAAUCAUCCAGACCAAUUGUGUGAAGGAUGCUUAGUUGGGAAGCAAUUCAGGGCAAGUUUCCCGAAGGAGUCCCUGUCACGAGCUAAAGCACCACUUGAGCUCAUCCAUGCAGAUCUCUGUGGUCCGAUCACUCCAACAUCAUUUGGCAAGAACAAAUACUUCCUAUUGUUCAUUGAUGACUACAGUAGAAAGACAUGGGUGUACUUCUUAAAGCAAAAGUCAGACACAUUUGAAGCUUUCAAGAAGUUCAAGAUGCUCGUAGAGAAUGAAAGUGGCCUCUACAUCAAAGCAAUGAGAUCAGAUAGAGGUGGAGAAUUUAUGCUCAAGAAGUUCAGAAGGUUCUGUGAAUAUCAAGGAAUUCGCAGGUUUCUCACAGUCCCAAGAUCCCCACAACAGAAUGGAGUCGUUGAGAGGAAGAACAGAUCUGUCCUCAACAUGGCGAGAAGCAUGAUGAAGAGCAAGAACCUCCCAAAGGAGCUAUGGGCUGAAGCUGUUGAUUGUGCAGUCUACCUGCUGAACAGGUCACCAACAAAGAGUGUUUGGAAUCAAACACCCCAAGAAGCAUGGAGCGGAAGGAAACCCACAAUCUCUCAUCUCCGAGUUUUCGGAAGUGUAGGAUAUGUGCACGUACCAGAUCAAGAAAUGAAGAAGUUGGAUGACAAAAGCAAGAAGUACAUAUUCCUGGGAUACUCAGAACACUCAAAAGGUUACAAAAUGUUUGAUCCCGUGGAAGAGAAGCUGAUCGUCAGCAGAGACGUGGUAGUUGAUGAAGAAGCAACAUGGGAUUGGACUGCUGAAGCAAAGAAAAAUUACACUUUUUAUCCAUUCACUAUGGAUGAAAGUGAUGAUGAACAUGAUACAGCUACACCUGUGACAAGUCCACCCAGUCAUAGAGAGCCUGCCAGUCCAGAAGGAGAAUCUAGUGAAAGUCCCCGAGAAAGGCCACAGAAGUAUAGGAGACUUGAAGAAAUUUAUGAAGAAACGACAACCAUUGAAGGUGAUGAAUUGACACUCUACUGUCAUUUCAUUGAUAGUGAACCAAUUGAUGUUGAAGAAGCCAUGAAGGAUGAAAAAUGGAAGAAAGCUAUGGAUGAAGAAAUUGGAGCAAUUGAGAAGAACAAGACUUGGGAGCUUGUGUCACUUCCUAAGAACCAGAAGCCAAUCGGUGUGAAGUGGGUAUUCAAGGCCAAGAAAAAUGCUAAAGGAGAAUUCGUCGGACACAAAGCAAGAUUGGUGGCUAAAGGAUAUAGUCAGAGACCAGGCAUUGACUAUAAUGAAGUUUUUGCUCCUGUAGCGAGAAUGGAGAGUAUCAGGAUGGUGAUAUCUCUCGCUGCUCAAAAUGGAUGGAAGAUACACCAGAUGGAUGUGAAGUCAGCUUUUCUCAAUGGAUAUCUCGAGGAAGAUAUCUAUAUUGAGCAACCACCUGGAUAUAUCGUCGAAGGUCAAGAAGAUAAAGUGUUGAAGUUGAAGAAAGCACUAUAUGGUCUGAAACAAGCACCGAGAGCUUGGAAUAGCAGGAUUGACAAGUAUUUUCAGCAGAAUGGAUUCAGCAAAUGCCCACAUGAGCAUGCACUAUACUGCAAAGUGCAAGGGGGAGCAAUAUUGAUGGUUUGCCUAUAUGUAGAUGAUCUCGUCUUUACAGGCAACGAUCCUCAAAUGUUUGAAGAGUUCAAGAAGACGAUGGUUCGUGAGUUCGAGAUGACAGACAUCGGAUUAAUGUCAUAUUAUCUUGGAAUUGAAGUAAAUCAAAAAGAGGAAGGAAUUUUCAUCUCACAGGGUGGUUUUGCCAAAGAGGUCCUGAAGAAGUUUAAGAUGGAGAAUUGUAAUCCUGUGAGCACACCAGCAGAGUGUGGACUGAAAUUAUCCAAGGAUGACAAAGGAGAGAAGGUAAACUCAACGGAGUUUAGAAGCCUGGUGGGAAGUCUGAGAUACCUGACUUGUACCAGACCAGAUAUUCUCUACGCAGUUGGAUUAGUCAGCAGAUACAUGAAAGCGCCAACUAUGUCACACUGGAAUGCUGCAAAGAGGAUACUGCGCUACAUUAAAGGUACAAUCGAUCAUGGUCUGCUUUAUACUAAGUCAGAAAAUUUCAAAUUGGUUGGAUACUGCGAUAGUGAUUGGGAAGGAGAUGUGGAUGAUCGCAAGAGCACUACAGGAUUUGUAUUUUUCAUGGGAGAUACAGCUUUCACAUGGAGUUCAAAGAAGCAAGCUAUCGUGACACUGUCAACUUGUGAAGCUGAGUAUGUUGCUGCGACAUCGUGUGCGUGUCAUGCGAUAUGGCUGAGAAAGUUGCUGAAGGAGUUGAACAUGACACAUGAAGAGUCAACUGAAAUUUUUGUUGAUAACAAGUCUGCACUGGCGCUAGCAAAGAACCCGGUAUUUCAUGAUCGCAGUAAGCAUAUUGAUACAAGAUAUCAUUUCUUGAGAGAAUGCGUGGAGCAGAAAGAGGUGACGCUGAAGUAUGUGAAGACUGAAGACCAGAUUGCUGAUAUUUUCACGAAGCCACUGAAGCAAGACGUGUUCGUCAAGAUGAGGACGCUACUCGGAGUAAUAACGAAUUAAACUUUAAGGGGGAGUGUUGAAAAUUAAAGUUUAAUUAUUAAUAAAAUAAAAAUAACAAAUCUUGAAAGCCUAGAAGAUACUAACGUGGUAGUUUGCUAGAGGAAUCUAGAAAUGGUUAGGUUUGCAAUUAAUAAGUUAGUUGUGA
Linum trigynum is the source of this 5802-nucleotide messenger RNA. NCBI's taxonomy places the organism in Eukaryota, Viridiplantae, Streptophyta, Magnoliopsida, Malpighiales, Linaceae. The record is from the annotation of a GenBank genome assembly.